CAAUUUCUCCUCCCUUCCUUCCCUUCUACAGUUAGUUGACAUCAGUUCUAAUGAUUCAGUCCUUUUAAUCAUUUUGAUUUGCUGUAGAAUAAUUUCUGUCAUUCCGGGCUGUACAGUAUAUUGCUGACAAACCUAUACUUACAGUAUAAUACUGCAUUAUGAAUUUACUCGUACUGUUCUCAAAUAAUGAGCUAUAUUCUGAAGUAGUUGACAUCUGCCAACAUCUCAAAAAGACACAAACAAAAAAGGAAGGUUUCAGUUCAGUCCAGAAAAGACAGACAUUUAAUCUGCUGUCUGCUAAUCUUGUCAAUUGUAUUAAAUUGUCCGUUUUAUUUCUCUUUCUGUUACCCUUUCUUUGUAAUUUUUUCGUUUUCUUUAUUCAAUUUUGUAUAUUUACACAUUUUAUAUUUGCUUUACUCCGAAAAAUAUUUGUUAAAAAAUAAAUAAAUCAAUAAAAAGCCCACUUCCUGUUUGGAUUAAUGUGAUUGGCUAUAUCUAACCGCGCAGACUCAUGGGAAAGCGCGACGUUCAAAUUUGUUUCCGGUUUCAUUCGGUACGCUAGACAUGGAGCGACCUCAUAACAGUGUGGCGAGGACUCCCCUCAACAGUGUUAUAGUUCAGAGGAGGAGCAAAAACAAGAGCUACCGGCAGUCAUACCGCAGUUGCUUAGGUGCUGCUUCGCGGUUCAGCUUAACUCCAGCGUUGACAGCACGGAGGCUCAACACCAGCAGAAGAGCUCCAAAGUCACACAAUAUCACUGAGAAGGUGAAUCCAGAGCAUCUGGCCUUACUGUCGAAAAUGGAGUGGAAGCUGUCAUACGUUACUCCUCUGUAUCAGUUCAGACACACGCAGCUCAAGAGCUACUCCAGGCAGCUUUCAGCGUUUAUUGCUGCAGAGAAGCAGCAAGGCGUGGCGGUGGAAGUGGAAGGAUCACACAGCAGCUUCAGAGUGUCCUUCUCUGUGGUGCAGGGAAUGACGGAGACGGAUCAUGAUGCUGAGACUGUCCUCAUCCAGAUUCAUUCAAAGCCUUUGUUUGCCGGGCAGGAUGAACCUCCGAGGUCGGUAUGGAGCGGCUGGCUGACCUGCAUCAACGCCAACCCCGAUUACCUGCGCUCACUUCCGAAAGACUUCAUCUGUCUGCCGCUCUUCGGCAGCAGUGGGCCAGAGGGUCUCACUGCUCUGGUCAAAUCCUGGUUCCAGCAGAACUUUGACUGCUGCUUUGGGCCCCUGGAACUCAGCCAUACCAGUCUACAAUGGCUGGUGGCAUUAUGGACUAACUGCCACACUGAAUCCAGCAUCCAGCACCUUAAAAUGAUUUGGACUCUUCCAGUUGUGCCACCACUGCAGAUCACCUACACAGUUAACCCCCAAGACGCCUGGGAGCUGUGGAGCAGUGUGAGAAAGGAUCGACAGGAGGAGAAUGAGGGACGGGAGCAGGUUGAGGAGGGAGGUAGUAUUGACAUUGAGGAGGUGAUGAGGUUCAUGCAGGGGCUGAAGAGCCACUUCUACAGACACUUCAGGCUAGAUCUGUCAGCAGGAAGUCUGAAACAGGUCUCCACAGCAUUGGGUUCAGCCAAGGACAGCGGCAGGGUCAAGAUCUCCAACAGCAGAUACAUGAUCACCACCCUGACACUGCUGACAGAGUGUGCCCUCCUCAAAAUGCCCAUCUAAAGAAUAAAGACCUUAAAUAGCAGCAUUCAACAUACAACAGUUACCGCCUGGAAAGACUGGACAUGCAGCUUUGUGUUAAAAUCCCCUUUUUAUGUUAAACCUUUUCUUUUUAAAUAAAAGUGAAUCUUUUUUAUUUCACAACAUGAAAUGGAAAUACAUUUUUCACAGUAAUACCUCUACUGAAAGUCCCACAGAUUGAUAUUCUGGACACAUUUUCCUAUCAUUUUUAGCACCUAAACACCAAUGAAAUACAGGUAAUCUCGUGGCAGUAAUUAUUAUUAUAACGUAUUAAGGAAAAAGUUCUUGUGUUCCAAGUUUGCCAUGUUUUAUACUUUGUCUGCUGUGCUGUCAGAUGUGCUUAGGUUCCACCCUUUCCUGUAAAUACUAUACUGUAUAUAUUCAUAUCUGUAAAUAAAAAUAAAAGACGACACAGUGUGGUUAUUAACA
Messenger RNA from Seriola aureovittata, 2118 nucleotides. RefSeq names its product centromere protein L (gene cenpl). The transcript has 5 exons. The record is from RefSeq and is a predicted model, not a curated record. Lineage: Eukaryota; Metazoa; Chordata; Actinopteri; Carangiformes; Carangidae. The coding region runs from base 565 to 1671 and encodes 368 amino acids.